AGAUUUACAACCUAUAUAUCUAUCUACCUGCAAUAUAAUCAUCAACACACUCUCGAUUCCCCCACUUCUCUCCUUUGGUUUCCAAUAACCCAAAAGUUAUACUUACAAAUCCAUUCCAUCCCUUGUGCAGCAGCCUAGCUAGUCUCCUGGCCUAUCUUCGAUUCUUAUCCAAAUUAAUGAGACCUUGUAGUAGUACUUCUAUGAUAAAACCCCAACAAGCUCUUCCCUGAUCUUAACCGAUAGAUCGUCAGCAUAUAAGCCGCGCCUCUCCUUCUGCUACUAGUUUUCUAGCUAGCUAGUACGACGUGCUAUACAACUUGGAGUUGGAGGAAAAAGAGAGAUGAGAGCAGGAGGUUGCACCGUGCAACAGGCUCUAACAGCAGAGGCCGCAACCGUCGUAAAACAAGCAGUUAACCUUGCAAGGCGGAGAGGCCAUGCCCAAGUGACUCCUCUUCAUGUAGCGAAUACCAUGCUCUCUUCCUCCACUGGCCUCCUUCGAACAGCUUGCCUUCAAUCUCAUUCCCACCCUCUUCAGUGCAAGGCCCUUGAGCUCUGCUUCAAUGUCGCUCUCAACCGCUUGCCGGCAUCCACGUCUAGCCCCAUGUUAGGUCCUCAUUCCCACCACCCUUCCCUCUCUAAUGCCUUGGUUGCGGCCUUCAAACGGGCUCAAGCCCACCAGCGCCGCGGUUCCAUUGAGAACCAGCAACAACCCCUACUGGCUGUCAAAGUAGAAAUUGAACAGCUUAUAAUCUCCAUCCUAGAUGACCCAAGUGUUAGUAGAGUCAUGAGAGAAGCCGGAUUCUCUAGUACCCAGGUGAAAAGCAAUGUGGAACAAGCCGUCUCUUUGGAGAUCUGCUCUCAGAAUCCUUCUGUUGGUAAUAAGUCCAAGGAAAGUAGUAACUCUCUAAUCGUCCUUGGGAGUACUGUCCCCCAAUCUCCUCCUUUGAGUCAGUCGUUUAUUGGAAUGAAAGUCAGCAAACCAAGACCUUUAGAUGAUCAUGUUAGGAGUGAAGAUGUGGUGAGCGUCCUGGAGACUUUGAUGCAUAGGAGAAGGAGAAGUACGGUUAUUGUAGGAGAGUGUCUGGCUACUGCUGAGGGUGUAGUUAGAGGAGUGAUGGAUAAGGUUGAGAAGGGAGAGGUUCCUGAAGCUUUGAGAGAUGUGCAGUUUAUAAGCCUUCCCCUCUACCCUUUUGGGAAUCUCUCAAAGGAGGAAGUUGAACAGAAGCUUGGGGAACUCAGAUGCCUGGUGAAAAGCUAUGUCAAUAGAGGAGCCGUUUUGUAUUUGGGUGAUCUCAAAUGGGCUGCUGAAGUUAGGGCUAGUUCUGGUGAGCAAGGUAGGAACUACUACUGCCCUAUAGAGCACAUGAUCAUGGAGCUUGGCAGGUUGAUGUGUGGAUUUGGAGAAAAUGGAAGAUUGUGGCUUAUGGGGAUUGCAACCUUCCAGACUUACAUGAGAUGCAGAAUUGGCCAGCCUUCCUUGGAGACUAUUUGGAACCUUCAUCCUCUUACAAUUCCUGCAGGAGGCUUGGGCUUAAGUCUCAGGUCUGAAAGUGACUCGCAAGGCCAAUUCAGAAGUAAGAGAACUGUAGAUGCUCCCGGUUGGCCCCUGCUUGAAGGUGCAGAGAAACAACUCACUUGCUGCAGCGAUUGCUCAGCGAAGUUCGAGACAGAAGUUCGAAGCCUAACAAGCAGUAGUCAUAACCAUGACUCUAUUACAACUUCCAGCACCUCAAGCUUACCUUCAUGGCUUCAACAGUACAAGAACGAGAGCAAAAGAAAUACCAGUAAUGAUCAGGACUGUGUCCAAGUCAAAGAUCUCUGCAAGAAGUGGAACUCAAUUUGCAGUUCAAUCCACAAGCACCACAACCCACCCGCCGACAGAACCCUAAAUUUUUCUUCGAUCUCACCUUCUUCCUCUACUUCAGUCUCUUCCCAUGAGCACUACUCUAACUUGCACCAGCCUAACCAUGGCUGGCCUGUCGUUAUUGAACCCAAACAAUCAUGGAGGGAGCACCAUUUCUGGAUCUGCGAAACUGGGGUUGAUGAGAGCUUCAACCCAAAUCUAAGAAUGUACAUUCCAGAUCACCGGGAGCCAAAACCGUCUCUCUUAUCCAAUCCCAACUCUAACCAUAACUCCACCCCUAAUUCAGCUUCUUCUAGUGAUGCAAUGGAAAUGGAGUACCUUCACAGAUUCAAGGAACUUAAUGCUGAGAACCUGAAGACCCUAUGUAAUGCGUUGGAGCAAAAGGUUCCAUGGCAGAAAGACAUAAUUCCUGAAAUUGCAAGCACCAUUCUUCAGUGCAGGUCCGGAAUGAUAAGAAGGAAAGGGAAGCUGAGAAACAGUGAGGCCAAAGAGGACACUUGGUUGUUCUUCCAUGGUGUUGAUGUCGAAGGAAAAGAAAAGAUUGCAAGAGAGUUGGCUGGCCUUGUUUUUGGUUCUCAGAAUAACUUUAUCUCAAUCGGUCUGAGCAGAUUCUCAUCAACAAGGGCCGAUUCCACGGAUGAUUUCAGAAACAAAAGAUCUAGAGAUGAGUCAAGUUGCAGCUAUCUCGAGAGGUUUGCUGAAGCAGUUUGCAGCAAUCCACACCGUGUCUUUUUAAUGGAAGACGUAGAGCAGGUUGAUUACUGUUCUCAGUUGGGUAUUAAGAAUGCAAUUGAAAGUGGGAGAGUCACAAAUUCCAUUGGUGAAGAAGUCCGUCUCACUGAUGCCAUUGUCAUUUUGAAUUGUGAAAGCUUCAGCUCAAGAUCGAGAGCCUGCUCUCCUCCCAUUAAGCAGAAAUCCAGUGAGACGACAGAAAAAGAGAAGAGUGCGGCCGAGUGUGAGAAGGAAACAAGCCCAUGUGUCUCCUUGGAUUUGAAUCUCUCUGUCGAAGAAGAUAACAUCGAUGAUCAGUCCAUUGACGACAUUGGACUUCUUGAAUCAGUAGAUAGACGGAUAAUUUUCAAAUUACAGGAAUUGUAAAAAAAAAAAAAAAAAGAAAAAUAGAACCAGUGUAGACAUCUUCUUCGGCUUGUAGUUUUGUUUCUUAGCCCGAGAUUCAGUUUUUUUUUUUAUUUUCUUUCCUCCAUGACAAAUUCUUGAAUAUUUCCUUUGAAUGAAUAUGGAAGAAGGAAUUCGCCAUGUAGAACUACAUGUAUAUUAUCAUCA
This is a messenger RNA of Nelumbo nucifera (sacred lotus), 3148 nucleotides long. Its product is annotated as protein SMAX1-LIKE 3-like. The record is from RefSeq and is a predicted model, not a curated record. NCBI's taxonomy places the organism in Eukaryota, Viridiplantae, Streptophyta, Magnoliopsida, Proteales, Nelumbonaceae.